Corythoichthys intestinalis (scribbled pipefish) is the source of this 3697-nucleotide messenger RNA. It is a transcript of the gene atf1, whose product is annotated as activating transcription factor 1. NCBI's taxonomy places the organism in Eukaryota, Metazoa, Chordata, Actinopteri, Syngnathiformes, Syngnathidae. Bases 306 to 1127 code for a protein of 273 amino acids. The record is from RefSeq and is a predicted model, not a curated record. The transcript is spliced from 7 exons. Gene Ontology annotation, cellular component: nucleus; ATF4-CREB1 transcription factor complex. Gene Ontology annotation, molecular function: DNA-binding transcription factor activity, RNA polymerase II-specific; RNA polymerase II cis-regulatory region sequence-specific DNA binding; protein binding. Gene Ontology annotation, biological process: regulation of transcription by RNA polymerase II.
UAGGGUGACGUGCGCCGUACUCUAUGACGUACUUUGUCACAGAGUCUCUGCCGUACGAGGCCCGAUUUAAUGACGUCAGUUUUUUUCUGUUGGACACAAUUGAUCUUAGAUAUUUGUGAACAUUUGGGGGGGCUGGAUGCAAGCCUACAGUGUCCGGCGACUCCGGGCAUAUUAAAAGAUACUAGUUAUAAAGGUUUAAACCAUACCCGCGCAGUAACUUUCCCUAGUAUUUGUGGUGUAAAAGUCGAAAUAGGAAUUCUCCCAAGUCCACGCCGUGAUCCGGAGCUGUUGGCGGCUUUUGAAAGAUGUCACUUGGUGGUUCUCCUGUGACCCUCGUCCAGCUGCCAGGGGGCCAGCUACAGGUUCAAGGCGUGAUCCAGUCUCCACAGUCGUCGGUCAUUCAGGCCCCACAGACACAUACUUCACAGGGUUCAGAUAGUGAAGACUCACAGGAUUCAUCGGAAAGUGGAACCACGCCACAAAAGACUAGGGAGCUCUUAGCCAGGCGACCAUCAUAUAGAAAAAUCCUAAAUGAACUUUCAUCUGAGGGUGUCCCGCACAGUGAGGGGAAGGACAGUUCGACAACCACGGGAGUGUCGGGUGUAACUAUACCUGCACCCAUUUAUCAGACUACCACCGGCCAGUACAUUACUGUAACUCCUAAUGGAACAAUCCAGUUGACAAAUCCAGGACCUGAUGGCAUUCAGGAACUACAGGUUGCCAUGGCCAACCCCACUGGAGGGCAGCAGGGCACAACCAUCCUCCAGUAUGCUCAGACCCCCGAUGGCCAGCAGAUAUUGGUACCAAGUAACCAAGUAGUUGUACAAGAUGCAGGGGGAGAGGUCCAAACAUACCAAAUUCGCACAACACCGACAUCGGGCUCACUGCCUCAGGCUUUAGUGAUGGCCUCGUCUCUGGGAAUGCCUCAGAGCAAAAGUGAGGACCCAACUAUGAAGAGGGAAAUUAGACUUGCAAAAAACAGGGAAGCAGCUAGGGAGUGUCGACGAAAGAAAAAGGAAUAUGUCAAAUGCCUUGAGAAUCGAGUGGCAGUGCUUGAGAACCAAAACAAAACCCUGAUUGAGGAACUGAAAAGCUUAAAGGAACUUUAUUGUGUCAAAACAGGUUAAACUGUUUAAAUGCACAGACAUUGUGUCAGCGGGAACAGCUCUCAGCUCUUUGGAUGCAGUCAUGUUUCUGGGAACGCUUCAGGUUGAGAUCCACCAUCUUUUUACUCCGCUUGAUAUAACGAUGAUGAUAUAUACAUAUAUCUAAACAUAAUGAAUUUGGACUUUUUUCCAGCUAAUUUUUUUAUUUACUAAUGCUAUAACAUUUAUAGUUGUGUAUAUUUUUAAACUGGGAGGUUCCAAAUGAUGAGCUUUUGCUUUUUGACUCUCAAUUUCUAAAUGUUGUUCAAUUUCUUAAAUGUUUUUGUGAUUUUAAAAAAUGUCGGGUGGUUUUAGGCCUACUAUGAGCAUUUACAGAAUUGACUUAGUUCUAUGUGAACAUAUUUGCUUCAAAGAAAAUUCUCUUUUUCCCCAAUAAGGAAAUGUUACAGUUUUCAUUCCUUAUUUUUGUCAAUGGGAUAUAAAGGGUAACUGAAAUAUAGUGUGAUUGUCCAUUGGCUAUUAAUGUCCUAGACAAUCUGGUAAAAAUUUGCACAGAGUCCAAGUAAUAUUUUAUUUCAUCGUGAAAAGGGUGAGGCUGUGGAACAGUGUAUGAAAUGUUGCUGAUUCUGUAAGUAAAUAAUAUAUAUUUUCACUUUGGUUUUGGUAAUCAUUUUUGGCACAGGUUAACAUCAUAGCAAAGAGUAGGCUAUCAAAAGUCCAUAUAAAAUGUAUCAACAAGCAAAGAGUUAUUUAUAAUAUGAACCUUUUUGGGUUAAAUAAUCGACUAGUUUAGGGCUGCACCCCUUAACUCUUGACAAGAUGGGUUAAAUAUAAAUGUUUCCAAUCUUUUAUACUCUUUUACCAAUUAAAAAAAAAAAUAUAUAUAUAUAUAUAUAUUUUUUUUUUGUUUGUUUGUUUUUACGAGUGCAUACCUGUCAACCCGAGGCCGUUAGCAAUCUUACAAAUAGUGACAUAUACCCUUACAAAUUGGUGAUGAACCUUUCAACAUUGUAUAUAGCGUGCAAUAUGAAUUAAAAUUAAAACUCAAUUUUUAAAAUAAUAUGAAUUUAUUGGUAAUAUUGUAACAUAACCUGGAGCAAUCAAAGAACAAUAUCUUUCAUGAUUACUAAAAUUAAAAGUGACUUGUUAUAAUUGUAUGCAGCACUUUUGGCAAUUUCGUAUCAUGUCUUGAUGGCUGCACUUCAUGGCACUUCAGCUUGCAAUUCAGUUUGACUUGAAGGUAGUUUGUUAGAAUGUCCAAUUAUAAAUUAAAAAGGUCAGUUGAUAAAAUUAGCUCACCGACGCAAUCUUUGAGUCAGGGAGCAUUUCUUUUGCUAACUCUGAGAAGUGAUCAGCAUAAGUUGCGGGCAAAUUGUGUUCGGCAACAAAUUGGCAGAAUAAAAUCUCUGCUUUCGUCACUUUUCAUUCUGCAGACUUCAUCUUUAUGACCAGUGUUGUUAAUCUUACUUUUAAAAAGUAAUUGAUUAGUUACAAAUUACUUCUCCCAAAAAGUAAUUGAGUUAGUAACUCAGUUACCUGAAUAUAAGAGUAAUUAGUUACUUUGGCAAAGUAACUGGUGUUAUUUCAUGUUUGUUUUUUUUUCAUUAAAAAACAAAACAAAACAUAGUAACCUUUGCUAUGUUUGGAAGUAAUUUAUUAUUUCAUUUCGACGUGAAAGUUUUAAAGCUGUUUCAUAAUUUAAAGAUGGAUUCAAGUCAAGAUUUUGCCGAUUGAGGAGUAUUUUAGAUAAAAAGUUACUCAGGUUCGCUAGGAAGGUUCACUAUAACAGAGCCUUUCUGAGAAGUGUACUGCUCUAAAAUGGCGGCUGUUUACUCACGCCACCGAGUCUUGUCAAUUCGCAUGUAGGUCUAUAUGCAUGAGAUAUCUAGGUGUAGAUUGUAGGCUGCCGGCUACAGUCAGGAAAUAUUGGUGCCACCUAGCCUAGCAUCGCGUUUGCAACAGCGUCACAACAAACACUUCGAUCUCAGUGUCUCUGACUUUUCUCGUGUCAUUCAACCAACGAAGUAACGCACAUUGUCUCGUUGCCAAAAAGGUGACAAAAUCUGAACAGAGGGAAAAAAAACGUAAUCACGAAAAACGUACAGAUUUUGAACGUACGGCGUACACAUUUAAAAAACAGUGCUCACUUGUACAAAUUACGCCGAAACUGUACAACUUCACAGGUAUGCAAGUGCAUGGUGAGUCCGAAUGGCUUAUUUGUGCUCAGGCCAUACCUUGCUUACCCUGAAACAUAAACAAUCUCAUCUAAUUUUGGCUGAUAUUUUGUAUCUUGUUCAUAAUUUGUGACAAGCGUAGGAAUACAAGUAGUCCCCGAGUUGCGACGUACUCAACUCAGACGAUUUCGACUUUUUACGAUGCAGGAGUCUGAUGCACCAUUUUGUCUACAGUCGUUUUAUUGUCGUUGCAUAAACAGUACCUUAUUGUACAUCGGAGUAUAUAUUUUUUUACUUUAUUAAUAUGACACGUGUUCUGCCCUCACUAAACGUGAAGUUGCUCAGUUUGACAAAUAGCAAACAAGGCAAUUGUGCUUUUUUUUAAGCUUUUUAGUUCCAUCACUCUUGACAAUUUGU